Messenger RNA from Spirometra erinaceieuropaei, 3743 nucleotides. The record is from the annotation of a GenBank genome assembly. NCBI's taxonomy places the organism in Eukaryota, Metazoa, Platyhelminthes, Cestoda, Diphyllobothriidea, Diphyllobothriidae.
AUGGUAUCUUUUGAUGUUACAUCCCUUUCUGCUUCUAUUCCCCAGGAGCUGGCGAUCGAGACAAUUGAGCUGCUACUACAAAGCGAAUACGAUGAAACGGAGAACCGUCUUGGACACGCCCAAGUCCUUCAGCUCCUGAAGCUCUGUCUCAGGACGUACUUCACGUUCGGCGGGACAAUCUACAAACAGGUGAAGGGCACACCAAUGGGUUCGCCGAUUUCAGGAUUCAUCGCCGAGGCGGUCCUGCAACGGUUAGAGUCGUUGGUCUUCCAACACCACAGACCGAAAUUCUGGGCCCAGUAUGUGGAUGAUACCUUCUUCGUCAUCAAACGGGAUCAGGUGUUGAUAUUCCAAGAACGUCUCAACGCCGUCUUCCCGGACAUUCAAUUUACGAUGAAGGAGGAAGAGAACAACCAGCUGGCCUUCCUGGAUGUCAUCGUAUGCCGCAAAGAUUGUGGUGAACUAAAAACCAAAGUGUUCAGGAAAGCGACAGAUAGGAUGCAAGCACUGAACUUCAACAGCAACCGCCAAAUCAGCCACAAACGCAGUUGGGUAAGAACGCUCUAUCGGCGUGUCGAAACGUACGGCAGUGAGCUUGAGGACAAGAUUGCCGAACUACAAUACCUCCGACGGAUAUUCAAAGCCAAUGGCUACCGGCGCAAUUUCUUCAACCGGUGCAUACGCAAAAAGGACGAAAGGCCUAACCGCACGGACACCAAAUCUUGGCGGGCGCUUCCGUAUGACAAGAACGUUUUCAGAAGCUGUCGACCGCCUUCUCGCACCACUUGGGAUUGGAGUUGCACACAGACCGGAGGCAACCAUCGGGCGUCUGGUCAAGAAACCGAAAGACCCACUGCCACGGCUAGAUAAUUCUGGAGUCGUUUAUCGGAUCUGGUGCAGUUGCGGACAAAGCAACUACGUCGGAGAAACCGGAAGACUGCUCCGAACGAGAAUGGUCGAACACGCUGCAGCGGUGUGGUAAAAUGACGCCAGCUCUCAAGUUGCGGCUCAUUCGACGAGAUCCGGCCACACAUUCAAAAUCGACAAGGCCGAAAUUCUUGUAAGAGGUGACAACCGCGUGAGCCGGGAACUACUGGAAUCAUGGUUUACUGGCCCCCAGUCCAUCAACAAGUGCAAUGAUCUUCCCCCUGCAUACUCGGUGCUGAGACUUCGCCUAGGCGAAGUAAUUAGCCAUGCGGGGAGUGCGCAGGUGAACACUUUUCCCAACACCAGGGUCGGUGCGUCAGCUGGUCGAGCCAUCAUCACGCCAACAUCCAACACACAUGAUGAAAUUGCAGCAAUUAACGACGCGAACGCUGGCCCUCAAACAAUUAGCACACCAAGUGCAACGAUCCCGGAUGAAAGGGGGGAGCCGUGAAUGUUCAUAGGUAUGCGGUAGCAUGGCUACUGCAUCCUAUAAAUACCGCAGCCCCUUGUGCAACAACCACCCAUUUCUGCUUUUUUGUCUCUGAUGAUGGAUUCGAGUAGGAAUCCGAAACGUCAGGCUAAUAAAGCUCUCGUCCCGGCGAUCGUGUCUCCUUCUCCAAGACUACUUCCUGGGACUCGUCUCUUCGCUUCUAUUGACAAGUUAAUUUUUUUUAGAAAGUCAGGGUUUAAACCACUCAGUUCCUGAGAUACCCUCCGAUUUGUGUACGUCAAGGCAUGUUUGGCAGGAGUGACUUGUGCGCCGGUAUAGCGCCCGACGCGUUGAGACGCACUGCAGUGAAAUGGAAGACAAGGUUACUGAAUUACAACAUCUUCGACGGGUAAUGAGAACCAAUGUUUACCCGCGCAACUUUGUUAACCAGUGUAUACGAAGAGGACACCAGAGACCAAAGUCAACCGGCCCCAAAUUUUGGCUGGCCCAUCCGUACGUGAAGAACGUCUCGGAAGCCGUCAGUCGUCUUCUCACUCCACUUUAAGUUGGGAUUGCACACAGGCCGGAAGCAACCAUUAGGCACCAAGUCAUGAGACCAAAAGACCCACUGCCACGGCAAGAAACGUCUCGAGUCGUUUACCGGAUCUGGUGUAGAUGCGGACAAAGCAAAUACAUCGGAGAUACCGGGAGAUUACUCCAUACGCGAAUUGCCGAGCACGAAGCAGCAGUGAGGCGGGGAGACGCUAACUCUCAGGUGGCGGCACACUAGACGGGACCCAGUCAUAUUUUCAAUUUUUAAGAGGCCGAAAUCCUCGCAAGGGGUGACAACCGCGUGAGCCGCGAGCUGCUCGAGUCAUGGUUCUCAGGCCCGAAAUCCAUCAACAGCACAAAGACCUCCCGGUACCAUAUUCCGUGAUGCGAUUUUCCCUGGGCAGGGAAAUCAGUCACGUGGGGAGGGCGCGGGCGAGCAAUCAUCACAGUGACAGUGAGCCAAUUUGCUGAGCAAUCGUCACACCAGCAUCCAGCACGGAUGACGAAAUCACGGCUUCAGACAGUGUGUCAAGGCGCCAGACUACCUUGCCUUUCCCUACCUGUUCCUCAUUCUUGAACUUACUGGUUGUUUAACGGAAUGGAAUGAAGACAACUCGGCGCGACGCGUUUGGCAUGAGUGGCAUUGUCAGGUCGUUUGACUUUUGAUUAUUAAUUCUUCCAUAACUCUGGUCUUAUCCUGAUUUUCAUAGUCUGGGAUUGACGGUUCUGUCUUUAGCGCUCGCUACAACAGAACCGCUCGUGUCUUUCCAGUUUAUUGCUCUCGACGGAACGGUGGACUUGUGCACUGGACGAGGAUGGUAGGGUCGAUGUCAUCUACACGGACUUCAAAAAGGCAUUCGACUGCGUCCCACACAAACGCCUAAUCUACAAACUUUCUGAAAUUGGGAUAAGAAGAAGGCUGCUGACAUGGAUAACAGAUUUUCUUAGCGGGAGAUCACAAACCGUGUGCAUUGAGGCCUCAAGGUCAACCCCUACCCCCGUUCUAAGUGGUGUACCCCAGGGCUCCGUCUUAGGGCCGUUGCUAUUCCUGAUUUACAUUAACGACUGCGUCGACGACCUGGGAUGCAGCGCCAUCAUGUUUGCUGACGAUGUUAAGCUGUUGAGACCCAUCAGAUCUGACGCAGACAGGUACGCGCUUCAAGACAGUCUCAACCGUCUGAAGAGUUGGUCAGCUCGUUGGCUCCUUAAUUUUAAUGUGGACAAAUGCGUGGUCCUGAGACCCCUCACCAAAAAGACCAGUAGGGAGGGCGAUUAAUUUCAAUACGUCCUGGGUGGUCAGCCCCUUUCACAUGUUGCGGAACAGAAAGACCUCGGCGUCCUAAUGACCUCCUCGCUGAAACCAUCAUCACAGUGUCAAAGGGCAGCCAAAAGUGCUAUAAGGGCGUUAUUUGGGCUGAGGCGAGGACUUGCGCAGAUCGAUAAAGAGCUGUUCGGAAAAACCUGUGCGACCUUUGUCCGGUCUCACUUAGAGUAUGCAGUCCAGGCCUGGCGACCGUGGUUGAAGAAAGAUUAUCAAAGGCUGGAAAGAGUACCGGCGAUGGCUACGAAGAUGGUCAAGAAUCUUAAUCAUCUGCCUUUCGAAGGCAGGCUGACCGAACUAAAUCUGUUUCCUCUUAAUUACAGGCAACUGCGCGGCGAUCUCAUUCAAACCUACAGGAUUGUCAGGGGCCGUGAGUGCGCCCUAGGCUUUGGUGAACUCUUCGAACCGGCCGGGACUGACCGUCUGCGUGGUCAUCCCUUCGAACUGCAGAGGAGGCUGGCUCAUUCGGACGUCCGACGGAACGCCUUCUCGCAGAGGGUCAAAGGGGCAUAG